AUGUGUUAUCUGGAAGCCGGUUAUCUUGCGAUUCCAAGUGUAGCUCGUGUUAUUAUCUCGGUGCGGGGGCUAGGCGAUCGUAUCGGCGGGUAUGAGCUAACAGGCUAUAAACUCAGUCGGCUUUUUGAUGCCGGUCGGUGUACAAGUGUUCGCGUGUUAAAGCAUGAAAUUAUAAUGGCUGGCAGGAUGCUAAAGUUCAUACGCGGCAAGGGCCAGCAGCCCUCUGCUGAGAGGCAGAAACUUCAGAAUGAACUGUUUGCCUUCCGCAAGACAGUGCAACACGGCUUUCCACACAGAGCAUCAGCGCUAGCAUGGGACCCACUCCUCAGGGUGGUGGCGCUGGGCACAGCCACCGGCGCCCUCAAGGUCUACGGCAGACCCGGCGUCGAACUGUACGGGCAGCACACAAACUCCGACUCCAGCGUCACACAGAUACACUUUAUACCUGGCACAGGCCGCCUAGUAUCACUAUCCGACGACAACAGUCUUCACUUAUGGGAGAUUAACGAGAAAUCCCUGGUGGAGCUGAAGACAUAUUUAUUUGAGGGCAAGAAUAAGAAGAUCUCUUCACUAUGCAUCGAGUCCUCAGGCAAGCACCUACUGAUCGGCACCGAGAGUGGAAACAUAUACAAUCUGGACCUUAACACGUUCACCGUCACCGAAGAUGUGAUAUAUCAGGAUGUUGUUAUGCAAAAUUGUCCAGAAGACUUCAAAAUCAAUCCAGGUGCAGUAGAAGCUAUCUGCGAACACCCUAAGGUCCCCAGCCGCCUGCUGAUUGGCUACAACAGAGGUCUGGUCGUGUUAUGGGACCGCAUCGCCGCCGCACCCACACACACCUUCGUCUCCAACCAACAGCUCGAGAGCUUGUGCUGGAAUGAUGAAGGAGAACACUUCACAUCAUCCCACAACGACGGCUCGUACGUGACGUGGGAAGUAGCCGGGGCUGCCAGCGACAGGCCUCUGAAGGAACCCAUCACUCCGUACGGACCCUACCCCUGCAAGGCCAUCAGCAAGAUUCUCAACAGAACCAGCGUUGAUGGAGACGAGAUCACUAUCUAUGCAGGUGGUAUGCCAAGAGCUUCUUACUCCGACAAAUAUACCGUCACAGUACAGCAGGGAGAGAAACACGUCGCUUUCGAUUUCACAAGCCGAGUAAUCGACUUCUUCACAACGACCCCCGUCCCCCCCGACGGAGUGCCCCUACAAGAAGACCGCCCCGACACUCCCGCGCACAUACAGCUACAAACUGUCAACCAAGUCGCCGCUGCUUUGGUGGUACUAGCAGAAGAGGAGUUGGUAGUAAUAGACCUGUGCGACGAGAGAUGGCGUCCACUACGUCUGCCGUACUUGGUGUCUAUCCACGCGUCCGCCGUCACCACCGCGCAGCUCGUCGACAACGUCGCCGCUAGUGUAUACGACAAUAUCGUCGCCGCAGGUCAACAACAAAGCGAGAAUGUAUACUCGGAGUCAGCGUGGCCUAUAUCUGGCGGGUGCGUGGAGGGCGAGGGCGCGGUGGCGGAGCGCCAACUGUUGCUGACGGGACACGAGGACGGCUCCGUGCGCUUCUGGGACGUCAGCGGAGUCGCCAUGACUCCUCUAUACAAAUACACCACUGCACAUCUCUUCAGUGGUGAAGAAAUAGGCGAGAAUAACGACAGUCAGACGGACGAGGAGGAAUGGCCGCCAUUCAGACGAGUCGGUACCUUCGACCCGUAUAGCGACGACCCACGACUCGCUGUUAAAAGGGUAAUCUUGUGUCCUCUAUCGGGAAUGCUGACAAUCGGCGGCGCGGCCGGUCACAUUGUCAUCGCGAGCCUCAAGACUUCUUCCAGCACUGCUGAAGUCAAGUCUGUGACAGUGAACAUAGUGUCUGAUCGCGACGGCUUCGUAUGGAAGGGCCACGACCAGCUCACUCUAAGAUCAGGCUCACUCACAUUCGCACAAGGAUACCAGGCGAGUUCCGUGGUGCAGCUGGUCCCGCCGGCGGCGGUGACGGCGCUGGGCGCGCAGUGGGAGUGGGGGCUGGUCUGCGCGGGCACGGCGCACGGCCUGGCGCUCGUCGACGCGCUCGCCGCCGCCGAGCUACUGCACAAGUGCACGCUCAACCCGCACGAUCAUUCCGGUGCUGGCGACACGCCUAUUUCAAGAAGGAAAUCGUUCAAGAAGUCGCUUAGGGAAUCAUUCAGAAGACUGCGGAAAGGAAGGUCACAGCGACGUCAAACCACCACGUCGAGUCCUACUUCUCCUACACAACCAAUUCCUAAGAAGCCCGCGGAUAAAGCGGCUUCAGAUACUGACGCGGAGCUUAAGCCAGUGGAGCGAGCCAUCGAGGCCAGGCCGGCUGACGAUGGAUUCGGGUCUAUGGUGCGCUGUCUGUACUUCGCCAGGACAUACCUUAUUAACACACAAAACUCCACCCCAACUCUAUGGGCGGGCACAAACAACGGAACAGUGUACGCGUUCACGAUAAGUGUCCCCAACACUAACAAGAGGAAAGACGAACCUGUCACGUGUCAACUCGCCAAGGAAAUACAACUCAAACACAGAGCGCCCGUCAUUGGCAUCACUGUACUUGAUGGGGCCGCCGUGCCACUGCCUGAUCCGCUCGAGGUGGAGCGCGGCGUGUCCCCGCUGCCGGAGGGCGGCCCGCACCGCGUGCUCAUCACGUCGGAGGAACAGUUCAAGGUGUUCACGCUGCCCUCGCUCAAGCCGCACAACAAGUACAAGCUCACCGCGCACGAGGGCGCCCGGGUCCGUCGCACAGCGUUCGCGUGGUUCGAGUGCGGGGCGGGCGGCGCCGCGCGGCACCGCGAGUGGUGCCUGCUGUGUCUCACCAACCUCGGCGACUGCCUCGUGCUCAGCCCCGACCUGCGCCGACAGCUCAACGCCGCCGCAGUGCGCAAGGAGGACAUCAAUGGUAUUUCAAGUUUAUGCUUCUCGAAACGUGGCGAAGCUCUCUACUUGCACUCCUCGUCCGAAUUACAACGGAUUACUUUGUCUGCUACGAAGGUAACGAUCGCUCAGUGUCACAUUAUCCUGUCGCCAUGGGCCGCGGCACUGCGCGGGGCGGUGGAAGAACCGCCACUAACUAACGGAGAACACAAGCCGGAGGAGUCGUUAGAAGCCCCCCACGACGUGACGGCGGUGUCGGCGGACAUCACGGUGGACUCCGUCCGAGACCACACCAACGCCGCGCCGGACGCUCAGCCUGCCGAGCUUAAUAUUAACUUACAGAACUCGCAAGUGAACACAUCUUCGAUGGUAGUAAAAACGACGACGCGCACGAUGGUGAACGACACCAACGGUGACGGCACCACCACCACUACCACUACAACCACCACCAACUCCACCAGCGAGAAUAUCCUAGAGCACAGUCGCGAGGAAGGAGUCAUCACGCGCAUCGAGACGGGCACGGUGACGGUGCCGGCCGGCACAGACCCGAAGCUGAUCCUCGAGAUGUUUGACCGGCAGCGCUCCCCCCUCAGCGUGCCCGUGCCGCCGCAGGCCGCCGCCGCAGAAACCAACUAG
Molecule: messenger RNA, 3528 nt
Organism: Spodoptera littoralis (African cotton leafworm)
Lineage: Eukaryota; Metazoa; Arthropoda; Insecta; Lepidoptera; Noctuidae
Source: the annotation of a GenBank genome assembly